AUGCCAUCUUCUGCAGCCGGAACAACUACCGAUUUGUCGACAACGAAUACAACAUCAUUAAAACAGCUAAAAAACAGCAUGCAUCUCGAUUUCUCGUCUCCUACAUCAUCAAAAAAACAAGUAAUUAGUGCUGACCUGUUGGAUAUCAUCAAAGCAUCACCAACGAUAGGGAAAAUGUUUUCCCAAGGUACAGCUACGCCGACCCCAACGAAAUUAUUGUAUCCUUCUGAAGUUACAUUGGCACAGCGACAGUAUGCUCAAGGUUUUAUUGAUGCAUUGACACAGGUGCAACAGUUGAACGGAUUUGUGCCAUCACCAGCACUUCUCAAUUCCCCGAGUUUUCUGGCUCCUUUAUUUCAGUCAGUUGCCGCAUCAACUAGUAGCAACGACCAAACGAAAACGGUUACAAGCCCUGUGCUAACUAGUCCAAACAGGGAAUCGUUGUCAGUAAUAAUGCAGGCAGCUAUGAGUGGUAUGGGCUCGCUUGCGGGUUAUAGUUUUACCCAGUUAACUCCAACCCAACUUGCUACUCCUUAUGCUGUGGCAACGUCGUCUACGGCAGCAACAACAACAGCUUCUGUGCAUCAACAAUCGGUUGGUUCAUCAUCAACCACUACAGCUGUUGUGUAUCCUGAUGAUAUAGCCAUGAAAAAUGAAUUACCAGGUUGCAGUUCGGUAACAUCCCUGCAGUCGGAAAGUAUUAACGAUGCAUCAGCUUAUGAUGCUUAUACAACUAGUGAAAGCAAUCAUGAAAUGGAAGCAUGUACAUCAUCUAUACGUUCAAGUGCUAGUCCUAGAAGUCAAGAAGAACAUGUUUUCAUGGGUCCAUUCUCUGGUGAUAGUUAUGAUGCACUGGAACAGGAGAAGAAGAAGCUGGAAAGAAAGAGGGCACGUAACCGUCUGGCGGCAUCAAAAUGUAGACAGAAGAAACUGCAAAAAAUAAAUGAUCUCGAGAAACAGGUGGAGGAAGAGAAGCUUAGAGCGAGUCGUUUGAAUGAGGAUCUUAAACUUUUGGAGACAUCUAUUGCUCAGCUAAGGCAACUGCUUCAGGAACAUCAUAACAACGGCUGUCCUGUAUCUGCUAAACGAUUGCGGACAGUUUUGAAUGUUAAAUAUCUGAUUACCGUAUUUUUCGCUGUCACGAAUUCGAGGUUGAAAAGGUAUAUGUCUUCAUUCAGAUUGGUAACAAAAAGGAACUUCUCGAUUGUAAUUUAA
This is a messenger RNA of Brugia malayi, 1215 nucleotides long. RefSeq lists its product as hypothetical. The transcript is spliced from 8 exons. Gene Ontology annotation, cellular component: transcription regulator complex. Gene Ontology annotation, biological process: regulation of cell population proliferation; regulation of cell cycle; regulation of transcription by RNA polymerase II. The record is from RefSeq and is a predicted model, not a curated record. Bases 1 to 1215 code for a protein of 404 amino acids. Lineage: Eukaryota; Metazoa; Nematoda; Chromadorea; Rhabditida; Onchocercidae. Gene Ontology annotation, molecular function: DNA-binding transcription factor activity, RNA polymerase II-specific; RNA polymerase II cis-regulatory region sequence-specific DNA binding; transcription factor binding.